UUAGACUAACACAGCCGGUAUUAACCCAUACCUCUUUGUUUUUGGCCAAAUUUUUUAUCUGGAUUUCCCAUUAUAUUCUAAUCCUAUCGAACGCUAAUCUUAGUUCUAAAUAGAAUUUCUAAAAUUUAUUCAAAAAUUUAUGCAGAAAAAACUUCAUUGACCCUCAACAACUCCAAUAGUGACUCCUCUUCUUCCCUUUCCCGGCUUUUAUUUUCUUCAAUUUUAACAACAUUUACUUCAUUUCCUCCAUUAUUCCUCCUCUUUAUAAUUAUUUUUAUAAGCAAUUUCCUUUCUAUAUUGCCACCAUUUGUACAAUCUACCCUCAUUCUAGUACCUUCAUCUUCCUACAAAAAUAUCUCAUCAACUUCUUUCUUAAAUUAUAUUCCCCUACAAAAUCAUUCUCGCAUUAAACGACAACAAUGGUGGCCUCAACAACAACAAAUGUGGCCACCAUACCCUCAACAACAAAUGGAACCUUGCCCUCCUCAAUGUUUUGGUUGUCAACCAACAAAUUGUCAAGCUGUUCAGUGUAUGCAGCCUCAAAUGGUAAAUAUGGUUCGUUGUUGUUGUCGUCCUGCAAUGAUAAUACAUCCACAGCCUGACUUGAAGACAGCUUGUGAUGGGGAGGAAGCAGUUGCUGCUUGUAUGAAUGGACUUUGCGGGCAAGGCUUUUUCUGUAACCAUCGAAAAUUUUGUUGUCGAUGUCCUAUUGGAAAAUCGCUUGGAAAUUGCAUUAACGGCCUCUGCCCGACUGGAUACGUUUGCAAUUCCAACAAUUUUUGUUGUGCUGCAGGCGCUGGUAGUGUUAUUGGCCCUUGCGUCAAUGGUAAAUGUCCUGAAGGAUAUGAAUGUGGUGCUGGGAAUCUUUGUUAUGCUCGAACUAGCACAACAAACAUUGAAAACAACAACAACCUUUGGGCAGCAGCUGAAGCCCCCAAAACAACUAAGUCACCAAUUCGUCAAUUUCCUUUAAGACCACGUAUUGGGGGUUCAGGAUUUGGUUUUGUAGGGAACCGACAAAGAUUAAAUGGAGGUGAUAGGCGAAUAACUAACAGAAAAAGGCACCAACAGACUAAAAAACGAAGGUUGAAUCGUCAAAGAGGAUGGGGUUAUAAAAUUAAAAUUCAAAAAAAUAUUUGUUUAAAUAGCUUGGGGAACUGGAGACGACUUAUUCGAACCUUUCGCUGA
Messenger RNA from Meloidogyne enterolobii, 1188 nucleotides. Lineage: Eukaryota; Metazoa; Nematoda; Chromadorea; Rhabditida; Meloidogynidae. The record is from the annotation of a GenBank genome assembly.